Molecule: messenger RNA, 1538 nt
Organism: Capsella rubella
Lineage: Eukaryota; Viridiplantae; Streptophyta; Magnoliopsida; Brassicales; Brassicaceae
Molecular function (GO): phosphoglycerate dehydrogenase activity
Source: RefSeq, a predicted model, not a curated record
UUUCUUUCUCUCCUUUCUUUUCUCCGGAUUUUUCUAGGUUUUCUGAAUUCUUUUUUUUAUUUUUAUUAUUGGGUCUUUAAAGGUUGUUCCUUUGUGGUAUACAUAGAAAGGUUAAUUUUCAUUUCACCUGGUUUCAAUCUCUGCGGUUUCUUAUUAGAAGAUUUGGAUGUUUUUUUGAAGAGAGAUUUGUUUCUGCAUCUGUUAUUUUGAUUUCUUUGACCAUCUCUGUUUUUGUCAACAAAUCACGUAUUGCAAUCCAAAUCGACCAUAUACGCAUCUCUGAUGCCAAUGUUUACGAUUCAGUGAGAAAUAGAGAUUGAUUUGGGCUUCUUUAGUCAUGGUGGAGCCUUAUGAGACACGUAACAACUGUGAAGCAUCACAGAUGGCCAGAUAUCAGAGUUAUAACCAUCACAAUUCCAGAAUGCCAUCGUCAUCGUUAUCAUUAUCAUCGCCAUUGCUUGAUUUGAGAGUGUUCUAUGUCAGAAUCAGCAAUUUCAAGGUGGAUGCUUCGACACCUGAGGUUCUCACGAUCACUCAUAUUCCCCUGGAUCCAGAUUCGCUUCUGGAGAUAAACGGUGUUAGAAUGAGCAUGUACUCUGAAGGAGUUUCUUCUCAGCUUAGGCGAGAUCGUGUUGAUAAGAAAUCUGAAGUAGCUACUUUUAUCAGCACUGACAACAUCAGGCUCUCUGGUAGUGUGAAGUUUGAGGUUUAUGAUAAAGAUGAGCUGGUUUUGUCUGGAACGCUUGAGAUGUCCGGUAGUAAUGGUUUCACUGGUGAAUCUAAGCAUAGCGUGAAGCGGUGGAACAUGAACUGUGAAGCUGAGAUCACCGCAGGGUCUGGUUUCUUGAAGGAGAAACAUAUUGGUGGCUCGGAUUUAUCAUCUCCACUGCCAACUAUUGAAGUCUAUGUCACUGGUUGCUUCUCAGGAACACCCAUCAUCUUAACCAAGACUCUACAGCUUGGUUUCAGAAAGAAACACAGUAGAGUGACUGCAUUAGAUUCAAUUCCGGAGUAUGAAACUGGUGAGCCUCAUAAAGGCAACUCAUCCGAGCUUGAUUAUCAGGUAACAGAAUAUGGAAGUUACAAACAAGAAUAUGAAGGAGAACACGGCGACAUGUAUUGGAAUAGAGAGUAUGCAGAUGGUGAAGAUGGUGAGAUGUCGUGGUUCAAUGCCGGUGUGAGAGUUGGUGUGGGAAUUGGUCUCGGUGUCUGUGUAGCUUGGUAUUGGGGUUGGCCUUCUCGUGCGAACCUAUCAAUCAACUACCAGAAACUUCAGGAGGAGGAUUAUAUAGUAACAUGCAAAUUGUCUCGAGCUUCCCCGACUCUGUCUCUAACUCCAAUCCAUAGCACAUCACUUUUGACUGCAGAACUUUAAGCUAUAUAGUCUAAGCUAAUACCUGAUGUGUAGUAAAAUCUGUCUUCAUGUGUAUUUUUUUCUCUUUGUGCCUUCAAAUUUUGAAAGAAACCGUUCUCUCGUGUUUGUUGAGAUUACUGAAAGAAACAAAGUUUUUUUGCUGGUAAUGUGAAUCUAUUGUCUC